UACAAAAUCUCACUCAUUUCUCUUUACUCUCAUUCAUCAUUUUCCCCCACACAAAACACAAAGAGAACUAUUAUCAUCACUAUUAUGGCUGAUGUUCGUCAUCCCCACCAAAUUCAAGUUCAUCCACAACACCCUCGUUAUGAAGGUGGCGUGAAAACUCUUCUUCCUCAAAGAGGUCCUUCAGCUACCCAAGUUCUAGCCAUUGUCACACUUCUUCCUGUCGGGGCGACGCUCUUGGGGAUUGCCGGCCUGACCCUCCUCGGGACGAUUAUAGGUCUUUGCGUUGCUACUCCGGUGUUUUUACUCUUCAGCCCGGUUCUUGUUCCAGCUGCUCUCACUGUUGCGCUAGCUGUCACUGGAUUCUUGACUUCAGGUGCCUUUGGAUUAACGGGGCUGUCAUCACUUUCUUGGAUUGUCAAUUACUUUAAGCAAGGGAGGACUGUUACUGAACAAUUGGACUAUACAAAGAGGCGGAUGCAGGAACGAAUGGCAGAUGCUGCGGCGCAAGUGGGACAAAAGACUAAGGAUGUUGGACAAGCAAUCCAGAGCAAAGCUCAGGAAGGAAAAGAAGGUGGCAGGACUUAGAUCUUACAGUUUAUAUCAAGAUGGAAAUAAUAAUGUGGAACAUGUAGUUUAAUUUAGUUGUUUUUUCCAGCUUUGUGAGGUGUAGUAGCGUGCAGUGUAUUCUGUUGUGUUGUUAGUUUGUCUUCUGUGUUGUCUUGUUUUUUUUUAAAAUGGGAACAUUAGUUUGCCUUUCUGUGUUGUCUUUCUUUUUUCUUUCUUUUUCUUGUUUUUGAAAAUGGGAACAUUAGUUCGCCUCCUGUGUUGUGUCAAGCUAUAUAUAUCAAUCUAUUUAUACUA
Molecule: messenger RNA, 861 nt
Organism: Nicotiana attenuata
Lineage: Eukaryota; Viridiplantae; Streptophyta; Magnoliopsida; Solanales; Solanaceae
Product: oleosin 5-like
Exons: 2
Coding region: 85-585 (166 amino acids)
Biological process (GO): response to freezing; seed oilbody biogenesis; lipid storage
Cellular component (GO): membrane; monolayer-surrounded lipid storage body
Source: RefSeq, a predicted model, not a curated record